AUGACCUCCAACCAGGAGAGGUCCCCCCGCCUCCAACCAGGAGAGUCAGCCACCUCCAACCGCCGCGGCAGUUGGCAGUCCACACCGUCCAGUUCUCCAAAGAGCAAGAAGGCCUUCCUCAUGAGGGGCGGCUCGCUCUCCGCCCCCGAGAAGGAGAAAUCACCUAAUCCUGAACGGAAGAGCCGAACGCUGAAGGCGAGUGUGAAGAACCUGAUUCGGCUGGGUAAGCAGAGACCAGGGAGAGACGAUGCUCUGCUAUUGCCAGACGCGCACCACUCAUCGAACCCGGAACCAGCCGCCUUCUCUUGUCCGCCAAGGGCUCCCUCCCUCUCCUCUCUCUCCUCAGACAACGAAUCCAUCUCCUCCACGGCCGGAGACUAUGUGCCAAGUACCAGGAAACUGGCGAAACAGAACGCAGCGCUAAGUACAUUGCAAAGUGCCCUGAAAGCGCAGGAUUUCCAGGUUUGCGUGACAAUAAUCGAAGCGAGGCAACUGGCUGGCCUCAACAUGGACCCCGUUGUCUGUGUGCAAGUCGGCGAUGUCAAAAAGUACACCAGCGUCAAAGAAAGCACCAACUGUCCUUAUUAUAACGAA
Nilaparvata lugens (brown planthopper) is the source of this 594-nucleotide messenger RNA. Its product is annotated as otoferlin-like. The transcript is spliced from 3 exons. NCBI's taxonomy places the organism in Eukaryota, Metazoa, Arthropoda, Insecta, Hemiptera, Delphacidae. The record is from RefSeq and is a predicted model, not a curated record. The annotation marks the transcript as partial. Gene Ontology annotation, biological process: plasma membrane organization.